Messenger RNA from Clupea harengus (Atlantic herring), 2235 nucleotides. Its product is annotated as dual specificity protein phosphatase 26. Gene Ontology annotation, molecular function: protein tyrosine/serine/threonine phosphatase activity; MAP kinase phosphatase activity. Gene Ontology annotation, cellular component: cytoplasm. Gene Ontology annotation, biological process: protein dephosphorylation; negative regulation of MAPK cascade. NCBI's taxonomy places the organism in Eukaryota, Metazoa, Chordata, Actinopteri, Clupeiformes, Clupeidae. The record is from RefSeq and is a predicted model, not a curated record.
GAUAGUGAUUGUUCAUUAGAGGAAAUACUCUACUUGUCAAAAUAAUGCAAUUAUUGAGAGGUGAUACAAUUUUGAAUCAUUUGAUACUUGAGUAUUAUUGCACAGGGGAGUGCUCACUUCUGUUGUAUUUGAUAGGCCUACUUCUAGAACACAUUGCGUCAGACACAGCAAUCUGUUGCUACGUUGAGUCGCCUUUCUUUCCACUAACUAGGCAUAUGUUCAUACUGACUGUGCCUUAUUUAGAACAAGAGGCUCACUUCAAUGCGCAAAUGGUCAUAAAUCGUGUCAGAUAUCGAACUUCAAACUGGCACAUUUGCGAAUUAUUGGCAUAUUACAUUCUAAAGAGGAUAAUUCUAACAUGUAACAGCAGUAGUGUCUCUUACCGUCAGCGCUCGUAGAGUUUAAUUUAUCGUAUGGUAAAAUGACCUAGGAAUUUGUGGGUGACUUGAUAGCAUGCCAACAUUUGGCUCUCAGAAUAUCCCCCUUGCACUGCAGGGGCUACCAGACAUAUUCAGACAACGCCAUGAAUUGAUAGCUUGAAAAUUCGAGCACCCCCUACGAAGCAACCGGUAUUUAAGUAAUUUAAUAUUCGCGAUUGUACAAGAAUUUGACACCAAACGCAAAGUUUUGGAUUCCUACGACUGCGCGCAAUCAAGACUUUGGAUCAAUAUUCAGGCACGCAAUAUCGGUAGAAUGGCUACUCGGAAUUAUCUUUGGACAAGCGAUACCCGACGUUCAAUCAAACCGGAGAUUGACUACAGUUCUCCUGGACUUGCCGUUAUGGAGAUCGAGCGUCUCCUUUUCACCGGAAGAGUAAUCAAUAGUCAUGCCGAUGAAGUUUGGCCAAGACUUUACAUAGGGGAUUAUGAUAGCGCAGAAAAUCGCAGUGAGCUGACAGUCCGUGGCUUCUCGCAUAUUGUGAACUGCGCGCAUAGCACCCGGCGUGGGGGCCCCGACUUCUACAAAGGCAUGAACAUUACAUACAUGGGCAUCGAAGCCCACGAUUCUCCUGCAUACGACAUGAGCGUAAACUUCAACAAGGCUGCUAACUUCAUUCACAAAGCACUCAAUGGAAGAGGUAAAGUCCUGGUCCAUUGCCACGUAGGUGUGAGUCGCUCCGCUACAGUGGUCCUGGCUUACUUGAUGCUGAAGCACAACAUGACCUUGGUGGAUGCCAUCACUACUGUGAAGGAGGGUCGUGGCAUCAUUCCCAACCGCGGCUUUCUGCGACAGCUCAUUGACCUGCAGAUCCAACUCUAUGGCAAACAUAGCCACUAAAACAAGCCAUAAAAGAAUCAGACAACAAUUUAAUUUAAAUUUAAAUAUGGAUUAGCCCUCUGCUGCAUGAAUUAUUACUGAUACAUUUAAAUAUGUUUUAUUGUAUUUUUAUUACUUAAAAUGACUUAAAUUAUGGGAAAAGUGCAUUUUUUAAAUGAGGGUAGUUGGUAAAUUGUUGCCAUAUGUCAACAAUAGGCUGCAGUGGAAAAGUGCUGUAAAAUCUAAGUUUUCCUUGGAAAAGAAAUGUCUCAUUAGAAAAAUAAUAAAUAAAGCCUAUCUUAAUUUUACUCUGAGAAAUCAAUUUAUACACCUAAAAUAAUAUGAAUUCAAUUCAAUUGUAAUUUGGGCUAUAAGAUAGGCCCAAUGAUGACAUUAAUAAUAUUGUGACAUAGUGUAAUCUGUCUUGAAAACUUACAGAGACAUAACUGUUUAUAUUGAAUAUUUUCACAUCAUUUAGAUGUAAUUCAUGUCUGUUUUUACUUUCAUUUCAAAUCUGUCCGGGGGUUCUGGCAGUCAGAGUGAAUACUCAACCGUAGCGACACCACAGUCACACAGCCCUCCCCUGCAGGAGGUGCGCCUAUGCCCUUCACACACACAGGGACAUGCAGGCGUCCCACACAGACCCCUACCAUACUUCUACCAUCCCAGGGAGCCCAAUCACUAGUACUUCAUCCAUCUCUGGGGUCCCUCACACAAGGGUCAACCUAUCCUGGGGUAACUUGUACGGUUCAUACCGGGGACGCACCGGGCAAGCCUCUGAUGGCCCCACGGCAAGCCGACCCACUUCUUACACUAUUUCUAUUGAAGGGAGAGAGCACUCACCCCUCCCUCCAUCCACUACACACGUCAAUGUCGUUAUCCUCAUCACUGCCAACUUGCUCAUCCUCACUCUUCUCUGUUGGAAGAGCUAACACUGUGCUUUUCUUCCUUUCCUGUCUUCCUUUUCACAAAUAAAUA